UAGAAACUAGAAAGAAUCUUCUGUCAGACCAUGAAUGAUGAAGAUUUUUUUUAUUUUUUGAUCUUUUCAACUGAGGAAACUCCGUUGUAAAGAUCAAUAUUAGUAAAAGCAUGCUAGAACUUCUGAUCAAUAAAUCUUACUGUUACAGUUGGUCAGUCAAUUCACGGUAUAUCCAUGUAACUGACAGCCCAUUUGCAAACCAGUUUUCUUCAUGAUUGAUAUAAAAUUUAGAUUGAGAAUCACAUCAAUUCACCAAUUUCAAGGCAGUGAUCAAUGUUUGCUUUGUUUCCUCUUCUGUUUCAGAUAAUGCUUCAGAAUUCUCUAUAGCCAACUAGGAGCAGUAGUAGUACUGCACUGGGUAAUGCAACACUCACUGUAUAUGUUGUUCACUAGAUAGUAAUUGGAGUAGAAAAGACCCCCAGUUCACGACAGGUCAUGUAGCAGUUGCCUCUUUUUUUGCGUCUUCCUUGGUAUUUUAUCACGAGCUCCUCAUUGCAGCCUUGGAGUAAGCAUGCUGUAUGGACAUUACAAAUUCCCCCCAGGAAUCAGUAAAGGAUUAUGAUUCAGAUUCUGAUACUAAGUAAAUUACACAGUAGCUGAAAAGGAGAGUGAAAAAAUGUCUAAUCCAUCAGUGUUACACCUCAAAAAAGAGCAUUUAGACCAAGGGAACCUGAUCCUACUUAGUGUACUCAUGCAUAGUUGUGGAAUGUUAUCGGUUAUUGUCAGUCAAACUCUAAUUGAAAAGGCCUUGAACAUUCAUAUCCUCCAUUUCUUUAGGAACUGACAUCACAGAAAAGGGGAAUUCUGAGCAUGGCAAGUUUUCUCUGCUAAAUGUUUUGGUCUUAGAACAAAUUUUUCCAAAGAUGACUGAAGUGAGAUGUGAACUGCUAAAGAUUAGGCUGUUUGGUAAAGCCUUGCAAUGGAAGGUGUAUCAAUAACAAAUUUUUGUUGCAGGGCCCUCUGCAUUUCUAUUGUACUGUGCAGGUGUAAAUGGGACUCAGUAUGCUUUGCACUGUUCCUUUGUGAUGCGAAACAACAUUGUGCCCAGAAAGAAUAUAUUUGUUCAGCAAUCCCACUCAGCAUAAAUACUGGAUAAAGUGACGUGUCUUUUUGGAGAGAUUGACACAGUCCCAGGAAGUGCAUCCUAAGGAUGUCCAGAACCAUUUGAAACCUCUCCUGUGGUUGUGGAGUCCUGUUUUGUUGCCCUCUUACAACUAUUCAAGUCUCCAGACUUAGUCACUUGAACGGGGUGGUUGGAUGUCAGAUGUUUCACUGACCAGUGUCAGGGGUUUCACCAACUUGACGUCAACCGAGCUUCUACUGAUCCAGCACGAGUUUCAGAUGUGGUUACCUUUACCCAGAAGCCCUGACCAGUGAGUGCCUAUUCUGACAAAUGGAGUGCAUUAUUGCUCCUAAAAUCAAAAAAAGAAACAAAUCUUGCACGAAUAACUCCCAUCACAGAUCCUCCACUCCAGUUGAGAAUAGCAAUCAAAUUCGUUCAUUUGUGUUGUAGGCUUUUUCAUCUGCAAGUCUGCUGACAUUGCUGGUUCACUGUGUUUACCCGGGAAUAGCACUGAGUGAUUCAUUAAAAAGCUGGCUCUGCUGGCUUUCUUUUUACAUUUCUUGCUUUGGAGCAGACUGGAUGAAUGAAAACACUGGCUGUGUUCACGUGCUUGCUGCUGCUCUUGGUCGCUCUAAAGAGUCUGAGUGACACAGGCCAAGCUUCACGUCCCCCUCCUUGCCCUCCUCCCCUUUCUUGACUUCUGCGGGGUUGGCUGGUUAAAUCCGUGAGCAUUAGUGGGCGUGAGUAUGUGUGUGUUGGUGCUCCUAGGGCGCAUGCGAACUGAGGCCCGAAGGGGAGAGCCUUCCACACAGAUCGAAGCCAGCUGCCCUGAUUUAAACACUUCAUUUCAAGAAGAGUGGAAGAGAGUGGGAACCCGCGUGCAUCCCCCCCCACCCACCAGUGUGCUCAAAGUACGCUGAAAAAAAGCAGCUGCCAGCUCCACAAACAACGGACGAGCAGCUACAACUGGUAGAUUUGGACAUUUGCUGUUAAGUAGAAGCAUUUAGUAGUGCUUCUGCCUCACAUUCUUGGGACUCAGAGGGCACUUGCUGCCCUGAGAUAGGGGUGUUUAAGGAAACUGACCUCUGAGGUUAAGCAGUAUCAGUUUGAGUGAAGCUCUGUGUGGAGGAGGGGAGGAGAGAACAGGCAACAGUUAGUGGGAGGUGGGAGGCCACAGUGGGGCUCCUGCACUGCUGAAGAAGGAGACGAAGCAGUCGCCGGGAAGCAGGGUAAGAGGAGGAGAUGGCCACUGGAGAAAUCACAACACUGCCCUCCACACCUGAAGACGGCGGCAGCGGCGGCUUUCCUCCCGGGAGCUUCAAGGAUCCCAAAAGGCUGUAUUGUAAAAACGGGGGCUUCUUCUUGAGGAUAAAGUCCGAUGGGGGAGUGGAUGGAAUCCGGGAGAAGAACGACCCCCACAUUAAGCUUCAACUCCAGGCAACCUCGGUGGGAGAGGUGGUCAUUAAAGGAGUUUGUGCUAACCGCUAUCUGGCCAUGAACAGAGACGGACGACUGUUUGGAGCGAAACGAGCAACAGAUGAAUGCCACUUCCUAGAGCGGCUCGAGAGCAACAACUACAACACCUACCGCUCCAGGAAGUACCCAAACAUGUAUGUGGCACUGAAGCGGACUGGCCAGUACAAGUCUGGAAGCAAAACUGGACCAGGUCAAAAGGCCAUUCUUUUUCUUCCAAUGUCUGCCAAGUGCUAAUCUGGGAUCCGAUUGAGAAAUAUUAACGUCUUAACGGCAGUGACGAAGAACAAGAUGUGACGGCAAUGAAGACGAAGUGUUCCAUCAACAUUGCCCAAAAUAGCUGUGACGCUUUCUGACUGUUAUAUCCUGAGAAUUACUUUUUAUCCUGAACAUGUCUGCUCUUAUUCAGCUUCACUUUCAAACAGAGGUACACAUUCACACUCGGCUGCUUUGUAGUAAAACUGGGCUUUUACUAGUGACGUUUUACUGGUGACCAACAGCCACAUUGGAGCCAGGUGCCUUGCUCAAGUGCACCUCUACAGUACAGCAUUAUUUGUUCAUUCUAGCUAUUCAGAGCUUCCCUCUGUGGCUGAGGGAUUUAAAGCAGCAACCUUUCAGUCACAAGUCUUUUUCUAGCUUUCGACAUUUGUUCAGGGCAUAUAGAAAACUAUUCUGUUUAAACGUGUGUCCUAGAUAAAGGAAAUGCACUCAAAUCUAACAUUAUAGUAAGCUGAAGUGGAGAGAGGAGAUGGGAUUGAACUACAUAACUGAAUUUUAGAAGAUCUGAUCUUGGGAAACAAAAUUUUGUUUUUUGAUUUUAAAUUCAAAAACUAAAUUUUGGUUCACAAAAUCAAAAGUAAGCACACUAAAAUCAAAAUUCAAGCACUAGUUACUUUUUUUUUUUUUUCCCCACUACCCAGUAUCGUGGGACACGAAAUUAUUUCAGAACAGGUUUCCUGAGCUUGUCUUUGUUUAUUGAGAUAACUGUGUUCCCCUUUGGUAGCUGUAUAAUUUGAGAUUUGUGCAAAAAAGCCCUCACAUUGCACGGCAGUGCAGUGUAACUUACAAAUUCAAGCCAGUUGUGAUUGAGUGAUUCAACAGAAAAGCAAGUUAGUAACAAAAUAUAAUUUGGACUUUUCUGACUAGUCAAUAGGCUAAUUUAACAAGGCAGUCAGUAUUAAUAUUUUAGCUACUAACCAGCAAUACCAGCCUCUGCCAGUAUAAAGUCAGUUAACACUGGUGGUUGUCUUGUUAACAAGUCUCUUUACUGGUUCCAGUUAAAAACACAGCAGAAUUUAGAACUGCACCUUUAAAAUUAGCUGCUCACAGCCACUUCUGCCCAGCAGCUGCAGACUUCCAACAUGGCCGCCAAAAGUUGUUAAAUAAACCGUAUAAAACUCUGCAGUCUGGCACGUAUCGCAGUGGCAAAAUUCUUUAAAAACCGCAAAGUGAAUGUUGUAAUUCACAGUAUUGCACCAUAUUUCUUCACCAGUAACAGUUAGUGUGUGACACACGCUGCAAACAUAAUUCAUCCAUAAAUACACUUCAGAUAUGAGUAAUAGUGUGUCAUCAUAGCUAGCCAUGAUACGCUAACCACAUCAGGCUGAUGAUGGCUCACUGGGAUUGCAGUGUCGUAGGAAGCUGCCGGUGGUACAGCUGAUAAAACUUCCCAGAGUAGACAGCAGGGAGCUCCUCCAUGGUCAGGUCAAUUUUGUGGAAGCCCUGCUCUAGGCCAUGCAGCAGGAGCCUGGCCACGCGAGAGGUGAUGGGCGUCGUGUCGUUGGUCUCGGCCAGCACGGCGAGGUCCAGCCACUCGCACCGCAGGCACUCCUGAGUGCAGAAGUCGAUGUCAUACGUGAGUGGGCUGAGACGGCAGAUGACGUACAUGUCUGACAUGCCAAAGGCCCCAGGAUGGUUGUGCUGCUGCCGGAUGCUGAGCAGAGACCUGAACUCAGAGCGAACGCCAGUUUCCUCAAAGACUUCACGGAUGGCGGUGGCACCUGAGAAAGAAUCAGUGUGAUACAAAUCAAAGUAUAUGGAGGCAUUUCAAAGAUCCUCACAGAAAGGAAUAAGUUCCUUUAUCAGUCACCUUUCAGAGUGAUGUUCAGAUGAAGAGAGGAAAAAAGGGAAAAUACAUAUAUUUUUUUGUAAAGACAAACACGCUGCUUUUGGGGUGGGUCAUGUAUAUAAAAUUAAAGCUGCUUUUAAAAAGUUUUAACAAAGGUGAAUUUGGAGAGACAGAUCGUUUUUUGCGCAUACAUCAUGCGCCUUAUUUUGUACAGUUCAAAUGAAUGUAUAUGUUUCACCUUUAAGCUUAAUACUAAAAUCAAAGGAUUUAGCUAGAUGUACUGUAUUAGUUUUUUCUCUUUGUUUUGCUCUGUUGAGCGUGACACUCACCAAUAUUUUCUCCUGGAUCAGACAAGCCACCAGGAAACUUCCAAGCAUUCUUUGUCUGAAAAGCAGGAGCAAAGCUUAAAAUUUAGAAUCAAUUGUGACAGAGGCACUGCUGUAAAUGUAUCUUAGAGUCAUGUAUACUCCAAAAAAAAAUAUGUCCAUGUCAGUCAGAAAAUCAGAAAAGUAUGGUAGGAGUUCUUUUUUUCUUUUACUUUGAAAAAAUAAGAGUAAGUAGUCUUAACUAAUAAUUAAUGCUCUCAUCUGAGCAUCCUUUCAUUUUAUGUUUUAUAUUUAGGGCCUUGGUCUGGAGACUUUCACAUUUGAUGCAGUGAAGUGUGUCUUUCAAAACUGUUUCACCACUUUUCCUUGAUAUUUAAUAACAGUAUGCUGCUGGUUAAAUUAUAUUGUCAGUGUUGUGUAGAAUAUUUUUGUAGUUACUUAAAUAAUUUUGUACGCAGCGCUUGUUUUUAGAAAUUUCCUCAUAGAUUAUCAUCUUGUUUUGCAAAUCCUCUUUGUGAGAAACACGAAUGCACUAUAUCAGUUAUUUUCAUGUAUGGUCAAGAAAAUGUUAUAUUUUUGGAACAGGUUUCUGAAGUGUGCUGGUGGGAAGAAAUAAAGAGAUUUUGUGUAACUCUCA
Scatophagus argus is the source of this 5567-nucleotide messenger RNA. It is a transcript of the gene fgf2, whose product is annotated as fibroblast growth factor 2. NCBI's taxonomy places the organism in Eukaryota, Metazoa, Chordata, Actinopteri, Scatophagidae. The transcript has 3 exons. Gene Ontology annotation, biological process: animal organ morphogenesis; fibroblast growth factor receptor signaling pathway; positive regulation of gene expression. Gene Ontology annotation, molecular function: growth factor activity; fibroblast growth factor receptor binding. Gene Ontology annotation, cellular component: cytoplasm. The record is from RefSeq and is a predicted model, not a curated record. Bases 2306 to 2773 code for a protein of 155 amino acids.